UCAGCCGCGUCGUCAGAACAUUCAAUCACAUCCGCGUGAGCCACACUGCCCGCUAGAUUUGGAUUUUGUUGACAGCUAGAGCUACCUAAACCGCAUUCAUGCAAGGUAUUCAAUGAGACAGCUUGUUAGAUUGUUACAACUUCACAAAAGGAAAUAUUAAUAAGCAAAUAGCAAGUCAACCGACGCAUAACUAGCAAACCAUUUCUGUCAUUGAAAUGGAGGGUGACAGGAUGGAGGUUGGCAACCUCAAGCAAAACCCCAACAACCUUGUCAACGUCCAUGUAGAAGUUCAUGUCAAAUCUCAAAGCACUGCAAAGCAAUCUGACGUUAGGACACACGUUAUGGCUUUGCUGAACCGCCAUUCCAUGGUUUUUGGUAAUUACAAAUGGUCAGAGUUUGAUGAAGACUUCCUCAGCAAACAUGUGGCAUCGGUGGCCAUAGUGGAUUCAGAGAGACAGCCUAUGGACCUAAAGAACUGCAGUCUGUCCAUCUACAUCUUCACUCUUAAUGAUGACGGACCAAGCAUGCUCAGCUUGGAGGAGGAGGAGGAACUAUCCGCAGCCAAUCACUGGCUCCUUCCAGCAGCUGAAUUUCAUGGAAUUUGGGAGAGUCUGGUCUAUGAAAAUGGUGUAAAAAAACAGCUCUUGGACUAUGUCUCAACAACACUCUUCUUCUCAGACAAAAAUGUAGACAGCAACUUAAUAGCAUGGAACCGUGUCGUGCUGCUUCAUGGACCCCCAGGCACAGGAAAGACAUCUCUAUGUAAAGCCCUUUCCCAGAAACUGUCAAUCAGACUAUCAAACAGGUAUUCCUAUGGGCAGUUUGUGGAGAUAAACAGUCACAGUUUGUUCUCCAAGUGGUUCUCAGAGAGUGGGAAACUGGUGACUAAGAUGUUCCAGAAGAUUCAGCAGCUGAUUGAUGACAAAGAAGCUCUUGUGUUUGUCCUGAUUGAUGAGGUGGAAAGUUUGACGGCAGCAAGGACAGCCUCCCAAGCAGGAACUGAACCCUCAGAUGCCAUCCGAGUGGUCAACUCUGUCCUCACACAACUGGACCAGAUAAAACGACAUCCAAAUGUUGUGAUCCUAACCACCUCUAAUGUGACUGAGAAGAUAGACCUGGCGUUUGUGGACCGAGCAGACAUCAAGCAGUACAUCGGCCCCCCGUCUGAGCAGGGCAUCUACAACAUCUAUCUCUCCUGCCUGGAGGAGCUCAUGAAGUGUCAGAUUGUGUACCCCCGGCAACAACUGUUCACCGUAUUUGAGCUGGAGACCAUGGGUUUCGCAGAGAGUGAGGUGUCUGUGCACAGUCUGGUUCUUUGGAGACUUGCACUGAAGAGCAAAGGCUUGAGUGGACGAGUUCUGCGGAAACUGCCGUUUUUGGCCCAUGCACUUUUUGUAAAGACCCCUAUAGUGACUCUGGAGAGUUUCCUGGAGGCCAUGGACCAAGCAGUAGAUAAACAGAUGGAGGAGAAGAAAGAUAUGGUGAAUUGUGUGUGAUUUGGAAUGAGCUACUCAGGUCUUCCACUGCUCAUUGGUUGAAUGGAUGUGGUGCUUAAAGACUAUGUGAAAAUAUAAUAAAGCUACAAUAUGUUUGUACCUCUAGGAACGCUUUUAUUUCUCUAACUUCAAAGUUUAAUAAAAUAUACAUAAGAUUGCAGUAUUUUUACAUGCUGUGUGCUGUAUUGUUAAAUAAUCAUAAUUAUAUGUUUACAACCCACACAGUCAUA
This is a messenger RNA of Osmerus eperlanus (European smelt), 1726 nucleotides long. RefSeq names its product thyroid hormone receptor interactor 13 (gene trip13). Gene Ontology annotation, biological process: reciprocal meiotic recombination; meiotic recombination checkpoint signaling. The coding region runs from base 216 to 1496 and encodes 426 amino acids. Gene Ontology annotation, cellular component: nucleus; chromosome. The record is from RefSeq and is a predicted model, not a curated record. Gene Ontology annotation, molecular function: ATP hydrolysis activity; ATP binding. Lineage: Eukaryota; Metazoa; Chordata; Actinopteri; Osmeriformes; Osmeridae. The transcript is spliced from 14 exons.